Lycium barbarum (goji berry) is the source of this 840-nucleotide messenger RNA. RefSeq lists its product as uncharacterized. Bases 1 to 840 code for a protein of 279 amino acids. NCBI's taxonomy places the organism in Eukaryota, Viridiplantae, Streptophyta, Magnoliopsida, Solanales, Solanaceae. The transcript is spliced from 4 exons. The record is from RefSeq and is a predicted model, not a curated record.
AUGAGUAAAUUCAACAAAAAUUUUGGGGUAGAUUUCCAGGGGCAUAAGGAAGAGGCUAUGGAACUAUUACUACAAAUCGACAGCAGUAGACAAGCAAGAAGAAUAGUGCAGGAUUCUGAAUGCAGGAAAACAAGGUUAAAUGGAAUGUAUGCUCCAAACUCUUAUAAAGAAAGGAGACUGGUGUGGGAAGAAUUAGGUUCUGUGAGGGGCUUAAUGGAAUGGCCAUGGGCUGUUUGUGGAGAUUAUAAUGUCACUAGGUUUAUCUCAGAGAAGAAAAACUGUGACAAUCUCGAGAUAGCUUCUAGAAUUGACAGGAAAUUAAUCUCAAAAGAGUUUGAUGAUAGUUUCAACAAUUUGAAACAGAUUCCUCUUCAAAGGCUGGUUUCAGACCAUAUUCCAGUUGCUUUACAAGGAAAACCAGAAUACAUACUUGCUUGUAAAUUAAAAGCUCUAAAGUCUAAUCUCAAGACUUGGAGCAGAAGUGAGGAUGGAAACUUGGGCUCUAAAAGAAGAAGUUUGGUAGGACAGAUGGCUGAAAUGGAUGUAGUGCUGGAAGAAAGAGUCCUAACAGAAGAGGAAUCAAUCAAGAAGGUAACUUUACUUAUAGAGUAUAAGGAGUUGGUCAAGAAUGAAGAAAUAUCUUGGAGACAGAAAUCAAGAUCACUCUGGUUAAAAGAAGGGGACAAGAACACUAAGUUCUUUCAAAAAAUGGCAAAUGCUCACAGAAGAUAUAACAAUAUUGAUCAACUUGUGAUUCAGGGAGAAACAAUUGAGGAGCUAGCUAGAAUUGAAGAAGAGAUAAUUGAUUACUAUCAAAAGCUGUAUUCUGAGACCACAUAA